Molecule: messenger RNA, 3874 nt
Organism: Vicugna pacos (alpaca)
Lineage: Eukaryota; Metazoa; Chordata; Mammalia; Artiodactyla; Camelidae
Source: RefSeq, a predicted model, not a curated record
GUUGAAGUAGCAGCAGAUACACAGAUAAAUGAGAGAAAUUUUGAGGUUUGUCUCCUCACUAGACUAUGAGCUCCUUGAAAGAAGGAAUCGUGUCUUACUCAGCUUUAUAUCCACAGUGUCUAGAACAGUUCCUGGUGCAAAGUUUAAGCUGAAUUUUGGGACAUGGCCACUGCUUCACCAAGGUCUGAUACUAGUAAUGGUAACCACAGUGGAAGGUUACAGUUACAGGUAACUGUUUCUAGUGCCAAACUAAAAAGGAAAAAGAACUGGUUUGGAACAGCAAUAUAUACAGAAGUAGUUGUAGAUGGAGAAAGUAAGAAAACAGCAAAAUCCAGUAGUUCUUCUAAUCCAAAGUGGGAUGAGCAGCUAACUGUAAAUGUGACCCCACAGACCACAUUGGAGUUCCGAGUUUGGAGUCAUCACACUUUAAAAGCAGAUGCUUUAUUAGGGAGAGCAACGAUAGAUUUGAAACAAGCCCUCUUAGUACACAAUAGAAAAUUGGAAAGAGUGAAAGAACAAUUAAAACUUUCCUUGGAAACCAAGAAUGGUUUAGUGCAAACUGGUGAAUUAACCGUUGUGCUCGAUGGACUGGUGAUCGAGCAAGAAAAUGUAACAAACUGCAGCUCAUCUCCAGCCAUAGAAAUACAGCAAAAUGGUGAUGCCUUACAUGAAAAUGGAGAGCCUUCAGCAAGGACAGCCACCAGGUUGGCCGCUGAGGGGACUAAUGGAAUAGAUAAUCAUGUACCUACAAGCACUGUGGUACAAAACUCAUGCUGUUCAUACGUAGUUAAUGGAGACAGCGCACCCUCAUCUCCAUCUCAGGUUGCUGCCAGACCCAAAAACACACCAGCUCCAAAACCACUCACAUCUGAGCCUGCCAAUGACACUGUCAAUGGAGAAUCAUCCUCAUCUGCACCAACUGGUGAUGCUUCCACCGCGGGUACCGCAGGAGUGGCUGAAGAAACCACCUUGUCGUCAAAUUGCAUUAGCACUGCUGUCGAAGAUCCUCCAGUUCAGGAAAUCCUGGCUUCCUCAGAAAACAGUGAAUGUAUUCAUCCUAACGGUGCAGCAUUCGGAGCUGAGGCUAGAAGCGCGUUAGACCCUUCCACCUCCAAUUCUGGAAGUAGCUCAGCUUCUGAAGCAGCCAAAUUAAGACAGCCAGAGGGGAGCGUGGAACCCACGCGGCCGCAGUCUGCAAACGCCAGCACAGAGACUCUGCCCUCGGGGUGGGAACAGAGAAAAGAUCCUCAUGGUAGAACCUAUUAUGUGGAUCAUAACACUCGAACCACCACGUGGGAGAGGCCGCAGCCUUUACCUCCGGGUUGGGAAAGAAGAGUCGAUGAUCGGGGAAGAGUUUACUAUGUGGAUCAUAACACGAGAACGACCACCUGGCAGCGGCCCACCAUGGAGUCUGUCCGGAACUUUGAGCAGUGGCAAUCCCAGCGGAGCCAGCUGCAGGGGGCCAUGCAGCAGUUCAACCAGCGGUACCUCUACUCGGCUUCAAUGUUAGCUGCAGAAAAUGACCCGUACGGGCCUUUGCCACCAGGCUGGGAAAAAAGAGUGGAUUCAACAGACAGAGUUUACUUUGUGAAUCAUAACACGAAAACAACCCAGUGGGAGGACCCCAGGACUCAAGGCUUACAGAACGAAGAACCCCUGCCGGAAGGCUGGGAAAUCAGGUACACCCGGGAAGGCGUGAGGUACUUUGUUGAUCAUAACACAAGAACAACAACUUUCAAAGAUCCUCGCAAUGGGAAGUCGUCUGUAACAAAAGGAGGUCCACAGAUUGCUUACGAACGCAGCUUUAGGUGGAAGCUCGCUCACUUCCGUUAUCUGUGCCAGUCAAACGCGCUACCCAGCCAUGUAAAGAUCAACGUGUCCCGGCAGACGCUGUUUGAAGAUUCCUUCCAACAGGUAAGAAAGAAUUCAUCAGAACGGAAUAGUGCCGUCAGCCCGCCCUCUGUAUCUGCAGCUCUUGAAUCCAUGGCUUCAGCCAACGUAUGUAAGGGUGAAUUUAAGAUCAUUUUUAAAUUCACACGUAUAUAUAUGACUGCUGAAAAUAAUGUUGACUUAUUUUCUUAUAGAGAAUGGUUUUUCUUACUUUCACACGAAGUUUUGAACCCCAUGUAUUGCUUAUUUGAGUAUGCUGGCAAGAACAAUUAUUGUCUACAGAUAAAUCCUGCAUCAACCAUUAAUCCAGACCACCUUUCCUACUUCUGUUUUAUUGGUCGCUUUAUUGCUAUGGCGCUUUUUCACGGGAAGUUUAUUGACACUGGCUUCUCUUUGCCCUUCUACAAGCGCAUGCUAAGUAAAAAACUGACUAUUAAGGAUUUGGAAUCUAUUGACACUGAGUUUUAUAACUCCCUUAUCUGGAUAAGAGACAACAACAUUGAAGAAUGUGGCUUGGAAAUGUACUUCUCUGUUGACAUGGAGAUUUUGGGAAAAGUCACUUCACAUGACUUGAAGCUGGGAGGUUCCAAUAUCCUGGUGACGGAGGAGAACAAGGAUGAGUACAUUGGUUUAAUGACGGAGUGGCGUUUUUCUCGAGGAGUGCAAGAACAGACCAAAGCUUUCCUCGACGGUUUUAAUGAAGUUGUUCCCCUGCAGUGGCUGCAGUACUUCGAUGAAAAAGAACUGGAGGUCAUGCUGUGCGGCAUGCAGGAGGUGGACCUGGCGGACUGGCAGAGAAACACCGUGUACCGGCAUUACACGCGGAACAGCAAGCAGAUCAUUUGGUUCUGGCAGUUUGUGAAGGAGACGGACAACGAAGUAAGAAUGCGGCUCCUGCAGUUCGUCACGGGCACCUGCCGUCUGCCGCUGGGGGGAUUCGCCGAGCUCAUGGGAAGUAAUGGGCCUCAAAAAUUUUGCAUUGAAAAAGUUGGCAAAGACACUUGGUUACCAAGAAGCCACACAUGUUUUAAUCGCUUGGAUCUACCACCAUAUAAGAGUUAUGAACAACUAAAGGAAAAACUUCUUUUUGCAAUAGAAGAGACAGAGGGAUUUGGACAAGAAUGAAUGUGGCUUCUUGUCUUGGAGGAGCUCUUGCAUUUAAAUGCCCCAGCCAAGAAAAAUUGCACAGAUAGUGUAUAUAAGCUGUUCAUUCUGUACAGUGAAUUUUCUGAACCUCUCAAAGUAUAAAUGUUUUCCGUUCUUCCACAGAAAUAUGCAAAACAGUUCAUCCUUUUCUACUUUAUUUAUUGUUCCCUUGAAGUGACUGACCAGGAAAAAGAUCAUCCUUAAAUUUUGAAGCAAGCAAGAGACUUUAUUAAAAAUAAUAAGUAUAUAUCUAUAUAAGCAUAUAUGAUAGUGGCUCUAGUUUUAUAGAGCGCCAAGUGUAUUAAACAUGACAGCCGUUCAUUCAAAAAAAUAAUCUGGAUUUGCUUUACCUUGUUUCUGUUAUCCAGGGGAAGAAGUUCAAGUUGCUCCAUGUUUUUCUCCCUCACGUAACAUCUCCUGAGGGUGUUUAGUUGCAUGGCUGUGCAGGAAGGUAUUAAGGGCUUAGGCCAAAUCUUUGAUAUGUUUUAAAAAAUGCUGCUGGCUUUUCUGAAGACAGGUGCUUGAACCUGUCGAUUUGUUUUAAAUAAAUAUAAUAGUUGAAAAUUUCCCUCUUUGCUACAUCACUAAUAUAGUUAAAAAGUCAUGAAUGAAAUUGUAACUUACAUGGAAGUCAUAUACUAGAUCCCGUGCCAUGUAGUUUAUCCUAGAAAUUGGAGAGAAUUCAUUGAGCAGCUUAGGCGUUUGUUUACAUGUGUCUUUGGGAUGCUAGGUGUUCGUGGAAUUAAAGAAUCAGACAUUUCUGUACUUUUGUUUUAAAAAUCUGUGAUGUUCUUUAAAUUUAAUUCAUAAUAAAUUGAUGCAGUUUGAUACCUAGGAA